CAUCCGGGUUCUCCCUUGCUAGAAGUCUUCCACCUACGAAGAUGUCGCCCUGGGGCCCCUGUUUCUCCGAAGACCGUCCCGAUCGAGGCAGGUAGUGGCUUCUGGGAGGUUCUCCGGGUGCCCGCCUCAGCCGCGGCUGUCCUGUAAGGAGUGUGCCGCCCGCCCUCGCAGAGGCUGUCGGAGACCUUCCCGCCUUGUCCGUCCCCUGACCCCACACAGGCUGCACACGUUCUGUCCCCCGAGGCGGCUGCCACGAACAGAGGCCGCCUUAGGCCCUUGCGUCCUGUGGGCCAGGCCCUAGAGAGUCUGCGAACACAUUCUUGGAACCACCACCUGGAUGAAGAAAUGGAACCUUACCGUGCUUCCUACCUCCUACUGACUCCCACCGAACGUCCCCCAAAGGAGUGUGCAGCUCUCGCUGCAGAGCUCCACACCUGCAGGGAGCAGCUCGUGCAGAGAGAGGAGGAGAUCGCCAACCUGAAGGCGGAGAGAAACAACACCAGGCUACUGCUGGAACAUUUAGAGUUCCUCAUCUCCAGGCACGAGAGAUCUCUCAGGAGAACAUUGGUGAGGCGACAGGCGAAGACUCAGGCCGGCAUGUCCAGUGAGGUGGAGGUGCUCAAGGUCCUGAACUCCAUAUUGGACAACGACAAAACGGAGGAUGAAAUGGUGUGCCUUGCCAUGGCGGUUCUCAAUUUGUGCACAUGCUGUGUGUUAUAGGCACACUUUGUGUGUUUGUGUGACUUGAGUUUCCUUUUCAUCUUCUUGAAUUCUUGUAAGAAGACAGGUCUGUAUGGUUAAAAAGCAGUAGUUGGUGGAAAUGUGUGUAUCGAUUGGCUAGUACAAAUUACAUAAUGUAAUUUAUUUCAGGGAAGAUUUGUCUCCAAUGUUAAAUUGAAAGCUGUUAACAAGCAAGUUUGUGAACAGGAGCAUCCGUGAAAAACCUUACCAGCAUUCUGUCAUGUUAUUUGAGGCAAAGGGGAUCUUAGGGUAACUGUACAGUAAGGCCUAGUGAAACACCUCUGUGUACAAGCUCAAUCCCUUUGUUUCCAGGUGAGAGAGCAGUUACGUGUGGCACUG
Molecule: messenger RNA, 1080 nt
Organism: Neofelis nebulosa (Clouded leopard)
Lineage: Eukaryota; Metazoa; Chordata; Mammalia; Carnivora; Felidae
Product: liprin-alpha-1-like
Exons: 5
Coding region: 346-720 (124 amino acids)
Biological process (GO): synapse organization
Cellular component (GO): presynaptic active zone
Source: RefSeq, a predicted model, not a curated record